Trichobilharzia regenti is the source of this 285-nucleotide messenger RNA. Lineage: Eukaryota; Metazoa; Platyhelminthes; Trematoda; Strigeidida; Schistosomatidae. The record is from the annotation of a GenBank genome assembly.
AGAUGGGAUCCUGAUCUUGCACACUAUGCUGAACAACUCGCCAAGAAAUGUACUCUCUGUUAUGAUACUAGUGAAAUUCCGCAGAGGCCAAACCAAUUUAUUAGACAAAAUAUUGCCGAAGUCGGAAGAGUGGAAGAAGCUGUAGAUGAUUGGUGGAAUCGACACAUGUUCUAUGAUUAUGCGACAAAAAAUUGUUCCGAAGGAGGAAGAUGCCAGCACUACCUCAAGGUGAAAUUAUCCAAAAUCUUGAUUAUUGGAUUUUUGAGUCACACUUAUUUUUAUUAA